Molecule: messenger RNA, 606 nt
Organism: Solanum tuberosum (potato)
Lineage: Eukaryota; Viridiplantae; Streptophyta; Magnoliopsida; Solanales; Solanaceae
Exons: 1
Coding region: 1-606 (201 amino acids)
Biological process (GO): DNA integration
Molecular function (GO): nucleic acid binding
Source: RefSeq, a predicted model, not a curated record
AUGGCCGCUCCUUGGCCCUUUGUUGCAUGGGGAAUGGAUGUUAUCGGACAAAUUGAUUCAAAAGCUUCUAAUGGACAUCAAUUCAUUUUGGUCGCAAUUUAUUACUUUACCAAAUGGAUGGAGGCAAUCACUUUCAAGGCAGUCACUAAGAAGGCAGUCGUAGAUUUUGUCCAUUCAAAUAUCAUUUGUGAUUUUGGUAUCCCAAGAAUUGUCAUCACAGAUAAUGCUGCAAACUUUAAUAACAAUUUGAUGAAGGAGGUAUGUGAGCAGUUCAAAAUUCUACAUCACAAUUCUACUCCAUACCGACCAAAAACAAACGGAGUUGUGGAGGCUGCCAACAAGAAUAUCAAAAAGAUUCUCAGGAGGAUGGUUCAAGGCACCAGACAAUGGCAUGAGAAGUUGCCUUUUGCACUUUUAGGAUAUCGCACAACAGUGCGCACCUCGAUUGGUGCAACUCUUUAUUUGCUGGUGUAUGGGACUAAGGUUGUGAUACCAACAGAAGUCGAAAUUCCAUUUCUUCAAAUUAUUGUCGAGGCUGAAAUUGAAGAUACUGAAUGGGUCAAAACUCGACUAGAGCAACUCACAUUAAUAGAUAGAAACGAUUGA